Messenger RNA from Morone saxatilis (striped sea-bass), 1838 nucleotides. Its product is annotated as transmembrane protease serine 11D. NCBI's taxonomy places the organism in Eukaryota, Metazoa, Chordata, Actinopteri, Moronidae. Gene Ontology annotation, molecular function: serine-type endopeptidase activity. The record is from RefSeq and is a predicted model, not a curated record. The transcript is spliced from 5 exons. Bases 22 to 924 code for a protein of 300 amino acids. Gene Ontology annotation, biological process: proteolysis.
GUCAACAAGAGUUUAAGCUAGAUGCAGUUUAAGGCGUUUGUGCUGUCUGUGAGUGCUCUGAGCCUGACUGCACUGAGUGUACCGCAGGAUGACUGUGGGCAGCGGUCCCUGGUCGGCCACCCGGAUUCACCUCGGAUAGUGGGGGGCCGGGAGGCUCCUGAGGGGUCGUGGCCCUGGCAGGUCAGCAUCCAGAUCCUGUCCAAGCACCACUGCGGCGGCACGAUCAUCAGCAGCCUCUGGGUGCUCACUGCCACACACUGCUUCCACAAAUACUUCUGGAUCAGCAGAAGGCAUUUCCGCGUGGUGGCAGGACUUAAUGUGUUGUCUGCUCCAGGAGACCAAGCCCAGAUCCGCUCCAUCAGCAAAGUCAGAAUGCACGAGGACUACGAUGACGUCACGUCUGACAGCGAUGUGACACUGUUGCUCCUCAGUUCCCCCUUCGACUUCACUGACCACGUCCAACCGGUCUGCACUCCUCACAGUGUGACUCAGGAGUUCAGCCUCAACUUCACCCACUGUUUCAUCAGUGGAUGGGGCAGCACCUAUCACAAAGGCAGGAUGAUGAACAGAUUGCAGGAAGCUGAAGUGGAGCUCAUUGACAGGAGAACGUGUAACCUGACCACCUGGUACGGCGGCCUCAUCACCGACAACAUGAUCUGUGCUGGACUGGAGAGCGGGGCGGCCGACAGCUGUCAGGGUGACAGCGGGGGGCCGCUGCAGUGUUACAGCCAGGACGAGGAGAGGUUUUUCUUGGUCGGAGUGACAAGCUUCGGGGACGAGUGUGGACUUCCUCACAGGCCGGGGGUGUACGCCAGAACCAGCAGGUUUGCGGGUUGGCUGAGGAAAAGUCAGACAGCAUCGGCACACAGACUGAACACAGGGCUGAUCUCAGCUCUGCUCAGUGCCGCUCUGAUGCUGCUCUGAACCAUCCAGUCUGUCUGUCAGCAAUAAAUACCACAUCAUAUAAUAUACCUUAGACUGUUUGAAUGUGCUUAGCCAUCUGGAUUAGUGAUGAAAUGUUCCAAUAACUCUGAAGUCUUACUCUGAGUGAUGGUGUUUAUGGUUUUGUUUUUUUCAGAUUUCUGUAUUUGUGUUUAUUCGUCAACAAGUGAGUCUACAUAGAACGUCAGGUACAUAAGAUAGAAGAGUGCUGAAAACAUAGUCAACAGUAUAGUAUAAAAGUAUUUAUAAACUAGAAUAUACAAAAAAAUAAUAAAUGAAUAAAAUGAAAGACAUAAAUAUUAAAAGUAAGUAAUAAGGAAAAAACAUAUAAAGACUAACUUUCCAGUAAGAUCUCUCAAAGUGUUUGUGGGGUUAUAAAUAGGCUUUAUCAGUGGCUUUACUGAUGCUUUAUAGAUCAGUUUUAAGCCAUUAAUAAGAAUAACUUUUAGGUUGCAAGGUUGUGACAGAUCUCUCUGGCUGGUGUCCGUCCUCCUCCAGCUGAGACUUGCUUUGUCUUUUUAGGGAACUUAUAAAUAAUCAGGAAAUUCCUUCAAUUGACUGUUAGACUCCUCACUUUCUGAGAAAGGUGUUACGGACCAAAAUCCAUCUCUUAACAAUUUAUCUACAUAUUGAUACUACUACUACAGACUGGAUGGCUCUUUAGAAACUGAGUGGAAUGUGUUACCAGCAUUUGUAACUGCAUAUACCAGCCAGAGGUUUGCAGACUCAAAGGCUGCUAUCAAUGGCAUGAAAACCAAAAAAAAAGACUCUUGAAACAAUCACAGUGGACAUUAAGUCUGCAUUUACUUAUUUAUGUCAAAGUCACAUCACUGUUGCAGAGUAAAGCAAAUCAACCUGCAAAGAAACUGCAUUACUAUGUAACAAUAAUGUCAUUU